AUGAAAUACUCCAUCCUCGCCUCCAUCGUCUCUGGCGCUGGCCUUGUCGCAGCCGCUGCCGUUGCCGCUCCCUCCUCUGCCACCUGUGUCCCCUAUGAUGGCGUUUGCUUCCUAGGAGGCAAAGACUACGGCCCUUGCUGCGACGACGGCAUUUGCGCCGGUUCGCGCUGCCGUGACCCCAAGACCUUGACCUCGGCUCAGCCUACUCCCACCUCCCAGCCUACAUGUGUUCCCUACAACGGUGUUUGCUUCCUCGGCGGCAAGGACUACGGCCCUUGCUGUGACGACGGCAUUUGCGCCGGCUCUCGCUGUCGCGACCCAAAGACCCUGACGCCGACUGAGCCUACUCCCACCGCGGAGCCCAGCUGUGUCCCCUACAACGGCGUCUGCUUCCUGGGAGGUAAGGACUACGGCCCCUGCUGCGGCGAUGGCAUUUGUGCUGGCAGCCGCUGCCGUGACCCCAAGACUAUCGGCGCUGAACCGACAGCGUAA
This is a messenger RNA of Akanthomyces muscarius, 492 nucleotides long. RefSeq lists its product as uncharacterized. Lineage: Eukaryota; Fungi; Ascomycota; Sordariomycetes; Hypocreales; Cordycipitaceae. The record is from RefSeq and is a predicted model, not a curated record. The transcript is spliced from 4 exons. The coding region runs from base 1 to 492 and encodes 163 amino acids.